CUAAACAUACCUUUUCAUCACACACACUAAACACUAAACACAAAAACAAACAUGAAGAUGCAAUCCAACAAUCCUUUGCUAUUGAUCAAGCUUUUAGCCUUGCAUUCCCUACUCGCUUUAUCAGCGGCACAAGAUUUCGAUUUCUUCUACUUUGUUCAACAGUGGCCAGGAUCGUACUGUGACACGAAACAAGGUUGUUGCUACCCAAGUACCGGAAAACCAUCGUCUGAUUUCGGAAUUCAUGGACUUUGGCCCAACAGAAACGACGGUUCAUAUCCCUCCAACUGUGACUCUAGCAACCCUUUUGAUGCUUCCAAGAUUUCGGACCUUACAAGCCACAUGCAAACACAAUGGCCAACAUUAGCAUGCCCAAGCAACAAUGGGUUAACAUUUUGGGGUCAUGAGUGGGACAAACAUGGGACUUGUUCAGAAUCAGUUCUUAACCAACACGAUUAUUUCGCGACCACACUUAGCCUCAAGAACGAAAUCAAUCUCCUCCAAGCUCUCAGAACCGCGGGGAUUCAACCAAAUGGGCAAAAGUAUAGUCUUAGUAGCAUAAAAACCGCGAUUCAACAAGCGAGUGGUUACACUCCAUGGGUCGAGUGUAAUAAUGAUUUGUCCGGUAACAGCCAAUUGUACCAAAUCUACUUGUGUGUGGAUUCAUCGGCUUCGGGUUUCAUUGAAUGUCCUGUCUUUCCAAAGGGAAGCUGUGGUUCCUCCAUUGAGUUCCCUUCAUUCUAACUUUCUUAUUUCAUUUUAAUUAAUUUCCUCAUGUAUAAGUAUGAACAUGUUUGUUUCAUGAUGAAUUUGUAUGUGUUUUUUUUUUAAAUUCUCUUCUUGUAACGCAUUUUCUUUUAAACUUAAAAUGUUAUUCGAACAACAUUAUUGUUA
Messenger RNA from Helianthus annuus (common sunflower), 891 nucleotides. Its product is annotated as extracellular ribonuclease LE. Gene Ontology annotation, biological process: RNA catabolic process. Gene Ontology annotation, molecular function: ribonuclease T2 activity; RNA binding. Bases 52 to 741 code for a protein of 229 amino acids. The record is from RefSeq and is a predicted model, not a curated record. Gene Ontology annotation, cellular component: extracellular region. The transcript is spliced from 4 exons. Lineage: Eukaryota; Viridiplantae; Streptophyta; Magnoliopsida; Asterales; Asteraceae.